Molecule: messenger RNA, 1356 nt
Organism: Phytophthora sojae
Lineage: Eukaryota; Oomycota; Peronosporomycetes; Peronosporales; Peronosporaceae
Exons: 1
Coding region: 1-1356 (451 amino acids)
Biological process (GO): DNA recombination; DNA integration
Molecular function (GO): DNA binding
Source: RefSeq, a predicted model, not a curated record
AUGCAGCGGGCGCCGAGAGGGCUUGACAUCCCGCAAGGGACAGCAGGGCAGGAGGCAGCGGCGAUGAAGUGCUUCAGCGAAUUCUUAGCUCUUGCCAACAUGAAUGAGGAGUCAAUUGCUAGUAUUGCGAAGUCGCUGUCUAUUCCUGAUGCUCUACCAAGUCAAAAUGUUUACUCUUUGCUAACCGCCUUCUCCAUUUUCUUGCAAACUAAGCCAAGUGCUCGAGGAGGCCGUCUUGCUAAGGCUACUGCUGUGGGCUAUAUGUCCCAAGUUGUGAACCUGCUCCGAGAGCGGUACCCUCUGUACUUGUCAGACACCAAGCGAAUUGCGAAAAUACGCGACAAAAUGGGUUCAACUAUUGAGGAGCGAAAUUUGCUAGCUGGCGUGCAGACUGGUGAAGCUCCAGGCUGCACGCUCGGCGACUUGCGUGUUCUGGUGCAGGAAACUGCGAUUAAGGGGGUUGGCUCAGGUUAUAAGAGUUUGCAUGACGCUGCUGUACUAACGUUAAUGUGGCACACGUUUGGUCGAGCGAUCGAUACCUGUUUUGCUAGGAAGAGCCAGCUAUCUAUGGCGGCAUCGGGGGAGGUCUUUCUGCAUCUAGCUCGAAUCAAGACUUCGGUGGUUCAAGGCAUCUCAAUUUACAAGGCCGCGACUCACUGGGAGCAGUGUAUGCUGCACGGCCUCGGAAUGCUGUUCGUCGGAGCGUCGGAGCCUUCCAGCUAUGUGUUCCCGCUAGUGCCGCACGCGGCGGCAUCGGAUUUGCCGACCUACAGCCAAGCCGAAGCUAUACUCUACUGGGAGAACCUUGAAGAGAAAGCUGACCCAGAGAACGAGCCACCAACAAAGCGCGUGAGAGGAAGGCCCAACGUGUCCAAGUAUAUUAACGACGUCAACACCAUGGUCUGCGAGCGCCAAGCCCAGGCCUCUGCCCCGCUGCCCCCGACACUCACCGCAGGGCUGAGCAGCCACUCCUUGCGCCGCGGCUCCGCAUCGUAUGCAAACGCCUCACCGCAGCUUGCGAUCCAGUGGAUCUCGACCCGGGGAGCUUGGCUGCUGGACUCGCUCACGAAGGCGUUCGCGUACGUGGGUACCACGACACGCGAGGACCAGAGUGUCGGCAAAGUCCUCGCUGGAUACCGAGACCCGCACCUGCCAUGCGUCACGCCCACGAUUGCCACCUUGAGCGAGCUUCUUCCUGCGCUCGAGUACGCCCAGCUGCUAUCCCUGCGCGGCCAGCUCUUCAAGAACGUCAGCGGCUUCACGGACACCACGCUCAACGUUGACACCUUAGUCCUGGAUGCGGCGCUCGCGUCCCUGCUCAUCCAUCUUGACGACGUCGCGACGGCAGUCCAGUAG